UAAUUUUAUUUUGGUGGAGGCUGCUUCCUAUCCUUCUCCUAAAAGAAGAAUAAUCUCUUACAAAUCCUUGAAGCGAAGAAACUCUGGUGUUAGGGUUUAUCUCUCUAUCCUGUUGGGGAAUGGCAAGUAGUCGAAUUCAAAUUAUUUGGUGGUAACUAGUAGUUUGCAGCAAGUCGUAGGCGUUGGAAAUGAGUGGUUCUGGAAGGAAACAUGUUUCCAAAUGGGACUCCAAGGAGGAAGACACACAUCAUCAUCCUAGCGUAGAUGUAACAUCAGGUUCUCAUUACCGUGACAAGGAUCCACAGCCUGUCCUCUUCAACGCAGACAGUAAUGCUAAUGCAAGUAGGAGGUCUGUGAAUGAUCAACACUCCGGUCAAGCUAGGACUAGAAGCAGAGCUUCACAGAAUAACGAUAACAGUUAUUAUUUUGAACAAGAUGAAACUAGGCAGCAACUUUCACAUAGGAGUGAUAGUAGAAGUUAUAGCAGAAGUAGAAGCCGUAGCAGAAGCCCUGUCUAUAGACCAAGACGAGAUCACGCAGGAUCUUAUGACAGACACAAGAAGACCAGAACACGAGAUGAAUUCAGCAAGAGAGGCGGUGAUCAAAGCAGCAGCGAUUACGGUUGGGAAGAUAAAGCUAGUAGAAAGCCAAGGGAGACGAGAUAUCACCACUCCAAUGAUUUCAGAGAAGAGGAGGCUACGAUGAUGAAAGCUGCAAGGUCAUCAGACUAUCAUGAUACUGAUUUUCCUGAGGAGGAACAUUCAAGAAGGGGGCAUUUACAUGGUUUAUCAGAUCCGAGGUUGAGAAGACACAGAGGCGAGCUGACAGGAGAGAAAGAAACGCAACUAAGAGGUGGUGAUGGUGAGGGACGGUUCCGCAGGAGCUCGGAGAUCCCCUGCAAGUUUUUCGCAGCAGGGAACUGUCGUAAUGGCCAUCAUUGCAGGUUCUCUCAUCAUCGUGGUGCUGAUAGAAAGCAGCCUCAAGAGAACAAGAACAGCUUCUAUAGACAGGACAACAACUAUCACAGUGGUCAUAAUAGAUGGAACGGUGAUGAAAGAUUGGAUAAUGGAAAGCUCAGUAAAGGGACUUGUGAAACUAAGGGUAGUGGCUGGAUUGGUGAUAUGGAGAUGUCUCCUGAUUGGAACUUUGGUGCUCAUAACUUGGAAAAACACAUGAAGGAAGCAGAACCUGGUGGUGUUGGCGUUAUUGGUCAGAGUUCGAAGUCUCGAGUUGAUGAUCAGAGGAGCAGUGGUAUGUAUUCAUAUGGUGACAACAAACCCAUGCUUGAGAAACCUAUAGUAGCUGAUUCUCAUCAGAACUACAACAAUGUGGUGAACACUGCUCCGGUUCAAGCAUAUAAUCAGAAUUAUCAUGAUGUCUUGCCGUACCAAAACUCGCCAACCCCUGGAGGAACUCAACAACAAGUGAUAGCUCCUGCUCCUGCUCCUGCUGCUGCUACAGAUUUCUCCUUGAACUUGAGUAAACCAGUGAGCGGAAAAGCUUAUCAAGAUAAUCAUCAUUCAGUGGAGGAGAAAGCUAUUCCGGUCCAGAGUGGUGUCACCAGGGAACAAAUAGAUCAGAUUAGCAACAUCUCAGCUACUAUAGCGCAGCUUCUUGCAAAUGGACGGCCCCUUCCACAGCUUACACAAGCAUUGCAGAUGCCAUCUUCCUUGGCUGUUCAACCAAAUCAUGCUACCCAGAGUAACACCCCACUUGGGAUGAGUGCUGACACUGACGAAGCCCCACUGGUUACUGCAUCACAAGUUAGCAAUGUCGAUGAGAUUCAGGUUCUACCGGUAAACCCCAAGGCUUCUAGUAAAGAAGAAGAGUGUAAGAAAGCUGGAGAAGAAGCUGAUAACAUUGUAGAUGAAGAUGCUGAUGAUGGGAGCGAUGAAGAAGAAGAAGACAAGAAAGAGAUGAAAGACACGAAAGGAAUGAGGACGUUCAAGUUUGCGCUUGUUGAGAUUGUGAAGGAGCUUCUGAAACCAGCUUGGAAAGAAGGUAAGAUGAAGAAAGAUGGUUACAAGAACAUAGUGAAGAAAGUAGUUGAGAAAGUGACUGGCUCAAUGCCAAGUGGAAACGUUCCUCAAACACAGGAGAAGAUUGACCAUUAUCUAUCCGCUUCCAAACCGAAGCUUACAAAGCUCGUUCAGGCAUAUAUCAGUAAAGCCAAGAAGACGUAAAUUAAUUUCAUCUCUCGCCAUCAUCAUUAAGCUUGUGUGGAACUGUAUUCUUAAAACCUGCUUAGUCUUUUAUGGAAGAUGAAGUGAGGCUCUGUUGUUGUCACCGUCUUCCAGUUCUGUAGAUAUAUACCGUUAGAGAUUUUUGUCCUGAAUGUUCCUUUUUCUUUUUCCGACAUGGUGGUAUGGUCCAGUCUCAUAGACCAAGGACUGUGUUCUGUCUUUUUUAUAGAAACUUAGACCAGAUUUUCGGUAAUCCUCAUCUCUUUUGUCUCAA
Molecule: messenger RNA, 2457 nt
Organism: Brassica napus (rape)
Lineage: Eukaryota; Viridiplantae; Streptophyta; Magnoliopsida; Brassicales; Brassicaceae
Product: zinc finger CCCH domain-containing protein 38
Exons: 5
Coding region: 189-2183 (664 amino acids)
Molecular function (GO): metal ion binding
Source: RefSeq, a predicted model, not a curated record